Molecule: messenger RNA, 1723 nt
Organism: Archocentrus centrarchus (flier cichlid)
Lineage: Eukaryota; Metazoa; Chordata; Actinopteri; Cichliformes; Cichlidae
Gene: eif3f
Product: eukaryotic translation initiation factor 3, subunit F
Exons: 8
Coding region: 48-869 (273 amino acids)
Biological process (GO): translational initiation
Cellular component (GO): eukaryotic translation initiation factor 3 complex, eIF3m
Molecular function (GO): translation initiation factor binding; metallopeptidase activity; translation initiation factor activity
Source: RefSeq, a predicted model, not a curated record
UAGACAUAUCAGUCGGCGUGAUCAGCAGCUUACCCUCCUUUUCCAAGAUGUCGGUGUUCGGGCCAGUGGUGAAAAUUCAUCCCGUCGUUCUCGCGUCUAUCUGCGACUCUUACGAGCGAAGAAAUGAAGGAGCGAGUCGUGUGAUUGGGACCCUUUUGGGUACAAUUGACAAGCACUCUAUCGAGGUGACCAACUGCUUCUCUGUCCCUCACAAUGAGUCUGAAGAUGAGGUUGCUGUGGACAUGGAGUUUGCCAAGAACAUGUAUGAGCUUCACAAGAGGGUUUCUCCCACAGAGGUCAUCAUUGGAUGGUAUGCCACAGGCUUUGAUAUCACAGAACAUUCAGUGCUCAUCCACGAGUACUACAGCCGCGAGGCCUCCAAUCCCAUUCACCUGACUGUGGACACGGCACUGCAGAGCGGGAAAAUGAACAUCCGCGCCUACGUCAGUGCGCAGAUGGGUGUGCCAGGAAAGACAGUUGGUGUGAUGUUCACCCCACUGACUGUCAAGUAUGUGUACUAUGACACUGAGAGGAUAGGCGUGGACCUUCUACAGCGAACACGCGUGACUCCCAGUCGUACCAAGGGGCUGACCUCUGACCUGUCCCAGGUGGCUGGCUCUGCAGCCAGGAUACAGGACAUGUUGGCCACAGUGCUGGCAUACAUUGAGGAUGUGCUGUCUGGCAAGGUGACAGCAGACAACAGUGUGGGCCGUUUCCUGAUGGACCUGGUAAACAAAGUGCCCACCAUCUCAGCUGAGGACUUUGAGAACAUGCUCAAUUCCAACAUCAAUGACCUGUUGAUGGUGACCUACCUGUCCAACCUCACCCAAGCACAGAUUGCUCUCAAUGAGAAGCUGGUGCUGCUCUGAGAGGGUUUCUUUGAAGCCCUUCAUAUUUAAUUUUUGUACACUUUUUUUUUUUUCCUCCCCUUUUGGCUGAGAUGAAAAUAAAGAUGUCAAACAGUCACACAGUGUUCAUUCCCUGUGGUAAGACGGUAAUUAAAAAAUAAAGCUGCUCGGUUUGUCAAAAAUAGCUAAUGAAAAUUACAGGAAGGAUCAUACUGCUAAUUCAGUCUGAUUUUUAUAGCAUAUGUUCCCUUUCCGCUUGUUAGACAGCUUACAUUUACUGCUGUUAAUCCCUUGCACUGUAGAUGUCAUGAUGCUUGCUCUGCAAUGAUGGAUUUUUAAAAAGGCAGCCAAUCAUGUCUUAUCAUGGGCAUGUGGGGUUGUCCAUCCACCCAUGAAAUUUGAUUGGCCCUUCACCAAUGUAUGUUGACUAGAGUAAUUUAACACAUUUACUUAAGUACUUUUCUGAAGGACAAUUUCAAUUAUAGAGUAAAAGACGGAUAUAGCUUCAGGGUCAGAAAUACCUUAGCCCUUCAUUUUUUUCUAUGAUGCUAAGAUAUUUAACAUUACUCAGCAGUAGAUAUUAGUCAUCUCCAGAUGCAAGAUUAAAAUCAGUGCUGCUGUAGUAUAAUGUGAAGUUUUAAGUAUUGAGUACUUUAGGUGUGGUGUUAAAACCUUGGUAAAGUUAAGCAGGAUUAUGACUCUUCACCAGAGCUGACAUACAAACUGUUUUAACUUGUGCAGUGCUAUUACCAAAAUUAAAUAUAAUGCACUGUAUUUAUUUCAGAUUAAAUGUGAUUUCCUGUGGCCACACCACUGAAAAAUUCCUACAAAUACCCCUGUAUUGAUAAGCUUCAAUUAAAGUUUAUGAAUAUAAA